CCCCAGUGAGUAGGAGCAGCGCGCGCGUGGCGGUGGCGCGUGCAGUAGGUGCAGGAUGCCGGGUUUGCUGCUGGGGGACGUGGUUCCGAAUUUCGAGGCCGAGACCACCAUCGGUACCAUCAGCCUGCACGAGUUCCUGGGAGACUCAUGGGGCAUCCUAUUCUCCCACCCUCGUGAUUACACCCCAGUCUGCACCACAGAGCUCGGCCGAGCAGCUAAACUAUGCCCAGAGUUCACCAAACGCAACGUAAAGAUGAUCGCUCUGUCCAUCGAUACUGUGGAGGAUCACCACGGCUGGAGCAAGGACAUCCUGGCCUACAAUAACGAUGAGACAGUUACGGAGUUCCCGUUUCCCAUCAUAGCUGAUUAUAAGCGUGAGCUGGCGGUGGAGCUGGGUAUGCUGGACCCUGUUGAGAAAGAUCAGACCGGGAUGCCUCUUACUGCGAGAUGUGUGUUCAUAAUCGGUCCAGAUAAGAAGUUGAAGCUCUCGCUCCUCUAUCCUGCGACUACGGGGCGUAACUUUGACGAGAUUCUACGAGUGAUCGAUUCCCUGCAGCUAACGGCACACAACCGGGUAGCGACGCCUGUAGACUGGAAGCCUGGGGACCGUGUGAUGGUUCCACCCAACAUCCCUGAGGAAGAAGCUAAGUGCAUGUUUCCAGCCGGAGUGUACACUAAAGAGCUCCCGUCCGGGAGGAAGUACCUGCGCUACACACCUCAACCAUGAACCCUCCAGAAGAACAUACACUCACCAAAACCCUCAGAGAACCAAGAACCUGCAGAAAGAGGGAUAUCUAUAGAGAACUAUGAUGAUACAUGAUGACCUGGAGUGAAGGACAAAGCUGUAUUCAUGACUUAGCAAUAUGCUAACUAGGAUCUAACUCAAGUUACAGGAAGCUGGACCUUCUGGUUUGAUUGCUAACCCAUGAAUUUGACUGAUCAGAUCAUGCAAAGAAUCGUGUCAAUCACUGGUGUGCUGGUACAGAUCUUCCUGCUGAUAGGAGGAAUGAUGUUGUUAGCACUCAGUGGUUUCUGCUGCGUAUCAAAUCAUCUCCAAAACAGGAAAUAAAAACAUGUACGGUUA
This is a messenger RNA of Astyanax mexicanus (Mexican tetra), 1084 nucleotides long. Its product is annotated as peroxiredoxin-6. Gene Ontology annotation, biological process: cell redox homeostasis; cellular oxidant detoxification. Gene Ontology annotation, molecular function: peroxiredoxin activity. NCBI's taxonomy places the organism in Eukaryota, Metazoa, Chordata, Actinopteri, Characiformes, Acestrorhamphidae. The transcript has 5 exons. Gene Ontology annotation, cellular component: cytosol; mitochondrion. The record is from RefSeq and is a predicted model, not a curated record. The coding region runs from base 56 to 727 and encodes 223 amino acids.